AAUCGUCAUGACGGUCUGGGCUGGAUGGAGAAGAAAAAGGAAAGGGACCGACUCCAACUAGAGAAGACGUUGCCUGAUGUAACUAUGAUGUACAAGAGAUGGCAACAUACGCAACAAGAAAGAUACCAUGACAGACGCCUGAAUAUACUUUAUCUUGGCUUUCCAUCAAGAACUGAUGAAUAUAUUACUACAAGCCAAAAGAGAGUCUCUCAUUGACAUUAAAGAGUUGGAUUUUCUACUUCCCAAAACCCCUCGGGUUUCUACAUUCUAUGGAUUGCCCAAGGUACACAAGGGCUUGGACCCACUGAAAUGCAGACCAAUAGUAUCGGGCAUCGGGAAUUUGACCCAAAAUGUGGGCAUCUAUCUGGAUGAAAUCUUACGCCCUUUUGUAAUUAGUCUUCCAUCGUAUUUACGAGAUACAAUGGACCUGCUUCUGAAGGUUCAGGACAUCACCUUAGAGAGAGAUAGCUUCCUAUGUUCAAUCGAUGUGGAAGCUUUAUAUAGCUCAAUCCCCCAUGAUUUUGGAAUUAAAGCGGUAGCCCACUUCUUGCGCAGUCGUAGCACACAUUUUCAUCCUCACAAUCAAUUUGUUUUGACCUUAUUAGAAUUCAUUCUCACUCGGAAUUAUUUUACUUUUAAUUCCCGUUUCUUCCACCAGCUCAGGGGCACGGCCAUGGGCAGCCCAGUGGCGCCCACCUAUGCCAACUUGCUCCUGGGCUGGUGGGAGGAAGUAUUUGUUUUUGGGGAGAGUGGUUUUGAGUUCUUUCAACACAUUUCUUUUUGGGGCCGCUACAUCGACGAUGUGGCGGUCAUUUGGACAGGUACACAAUUAGGUUUUGAAGAAUUUGUUUCCACACUUAAUCAGAAUCCGAUCGGACUCAAGUUUACAUUUGAGAUCCACAGAGACUCCUUGGUCUUCCUUGACGUCCUCCUCAAACGAGGGGAAACAAGCUUGGUGGAGACAACUAUCUAUCGGAAGCCAACGGCGGGGAACAACCUUCUAAACUGGAAAAGCCAUCAUCCAUAUGCCCUUAAAAAAGGCAUACCGAAAGGACAGUAUUUACGAGUUAAAAGAAAUUGUUCUUCACCUGCUAGUUUCCAUUCGGAGGCUAACGAACUGCGCAAGAGGUUCAAACUUAGGGGCUACCCUGAUAGGAUCCUCAAACAGGCCUAUGUUCAGACCAAAGAUCUGGAUAGGGUUACUUUAUUACGAUCAAAACCCAGAGAUCAAGACCAAAAUCCCCCUCCAAUUCGUAUAGUGGGGACUUUUGACGCGGCGGCACGGGAGGUCCGUAACGUCAUUUCUAACCAUUGGUCUAUUUUAAAAACUGACCCAAUAAUUGGUCCACUGAUUGAGGACCGCCCGAUGAUUACAUACAGGAGGGGCAAAAAUUUGGGGGACCAUCUGGUACACAGUUUGUACACCCCCCCCCAGACCCCCCGGUACGUGGCUGGACCGCAAGAUCUGUGGUACCUACAAAUGCGGCACAUGCAAAGCGUGUAGGUAUGUACGGGUAUCUAAGACGUUCCAAUGCUAUAAGGACCAAAAAACAUACAAAUGUUACAAUUAUGCCAACUGCAAGACAACUCGAGUUAUCUACUUAGCCAGCUGCCCCUGCCCCUUGGGCUAUGUGGGAAAGACGAAGAGAGAACUAAGACGCCGAAUUCUUGAACAUAUUAAUGAUAUCAAACACAAGAAGGAGAAACCUGUGGCACUCCAUAUGAAUCAAAAGCAUUCGGCUGAUCCCCUGAAGAUUAGCUUCCAGGCUAUAGAAGUACUCAAACAUGAUGUCAGGGGAGGUGACGUCGAUAAGAGGCUAUUACAAGUAGAGGCCAGGUGGAUCUACCGUCUUCGGACGGUAACUCCACAUGGCCUAAAUGAGCAGAUAUCGUUUUGCUCGUUUAUAUAACCCAUGGGAUUUUUUAUUUCUUUUUUAUUUCAUUUUUGGAGAAGGCCAAUGCUUUGAUUUGUUCAAAUUUUCCUGUGUUAUCAUAGAUCACUGACUUUGUCAGUGAAUCUAUGACGUUUGCUUGACCACCAAGGAGUUUCCUUGUAGAUGCCUUAUGUAACCAGAUUCUUGUCUACCUUUGGUAAUAAUCUAUUCGACUAUAGCCUAAUAUAAUUAUCAGGUUCAUCUUGAAUUACCUGCAUUUAUAAUAAUCUUUAUUUUUUGGUAGUGGUACUACCAUGUAUUUUUUUACCAUCUAAUUGACAGUUGAGUGAGCAUGAUUUACCAUGUAGCUUUGGAGUUGAGUUCACAUCACGAUGCAUUAUAUCUUUGGAGUUAUUCAUUAAUUAUUAUUACUUGUUACUUUAUAGCUCUCAUCACUUUGCAUUAUACUUAAGUACCUUAACAUAUGUAAUUACACUAAGGUUAUAUUGAGAUGCGCCCUUAUUAAGCCACCAUUAUUUUUAGCAUCGCCUAUAUAGAAGUAUUCUAUCAUCGGGCGCAUGCGCACAAGUGUGGCUAUCGCUUUAAUUAUCAGAUUGAUAAUAUUGAUAGUUAA
Molecule: messenger RNA, 2508 nt
Organism: Hyla sarda
Lineage: Eukaryota; Metazoa; Chordata; Amphibia; Anura; Hylidae
Exons: 2
Coding region: 176-1504 (442 amino acids)
Source: RefSeq, a predicted model, not a curated record